Messenger RNA from Eufriesea mexicana, 2394 nucleotides. RefSeq names its product tetratricopeptide repeat protein 27. The coding region runs from base 1 to 2394 and encodes 797 amino acids. Gene Ontology annotation, molecular function: protein binding. The record is from RefSeq and is a predicted model, not a curated record. The transcript has 8 exons. NCBI's taxonomy places the organism in Eukaryota, Metazoa, Arthropoda, Insecta, Hymenoptera, Apidae.
AUGUACUCAGAUGAAAAGAAAAUAAUAAAUAAAGAAAUAGAAAUUUUAUUAUUAAUCAAUUCGAUUGAAAAUGAAGUUUAUGAUUUACCUACUUGUGUAAAAGAUAUAUUAAAUGGAAAAUACGAAGAUGUGAUAAAUAAUAAAUUAUCGUCAAAUUUAAUUGAAGAAUUAAAUAAUAGCAAUGAUGUUUUCAAGUCAAUUCAUAACAAUAUAGAAAAAACAGAUUUAUAUGAUUCUUGGCUAUGCACAGGCAUAGCUUCUUUAUUAUAUUUUAUACAGUUAAAUUGGACAGGCCCGCAAGUUACAAAAAAAGUUGAAUGGCAAAAAAUGAAACAAGAGGAUAUACUUAAAGAUUUAUUUUUAUCUUUACAUGAUGAAUGUAACACAAAUGUUAACAUGUCAGAACUUCUUUAUUUUUCUAAGAUAAUAUUUUCUAAUGAAAUUUUACAAAAUACUUAUAACACUUGUACAUGGUGGUUAUUUAGAGCAAAUUUUUUACAUCAACUUAUACUAAAUGAAAAUUCUGGUAUAAUAUUUGAUGAGGCAGAAUAUUUAAUUGAAAAAAUCAAUGAUUUACAAUUAUUGAAGGAAAAUGUUUAUUGUGAGACAUUAUUUUAUAUUGAAGUUGCACAAUUUUAUUUUUACUAUAGAAGAAUUCAAAAUUCAGAAAAAUAUGUUAAACUUGCUCAAGAAAGAGCAAAAUUAAGCUUAAACCUUGAAGGUGCAUUAGGUAAACGUACAAAAUAUCAAGAAGAAGACAAGGCACAGUUGUUAUUAAGAAUAAAUUUAGGAAAAGAAAAAUUUUUUUCUAGAUGUUGCAAAAAUUUACCAAAAUCUCUGAAUUUAAAUGAUGAUAUUAAAUUAGAACAUACUCAAUUUUCAAUAAAUAUGGAAAAUACAGAAUUAGGAGCAGUAGAAGAAGCUAUUGUAUUAGGAAAAUAUAUUCAGUUGCAAUUAUCACAGCCAAAGGAUAAAUUAACAGAUGAAGAAAUUACACCCUAUUUAACUGUUGUGGUAAAUAAUACAAAAAAUUGGUCUUUAAAAAUGUCAUCUCUUUAUCAUCGAUGUUCUUUGGAAUCUGGGAGUAAACGAACUGUUGAACGAUCAAUGAUGCAAAUUGAAUAUUUAAUACAUGAAUUAAAAAACACGAAAGUUUCUGUUGCAAAUAAAAUGGACUUAUUUUUUGCUAGUGGACUCAAACCAGUUUGGGCUUUAGAACAAAUGUGGGCACGAUUAAUGUUAAGUCUUGGAUUGGUAAAGGGAGCUUUAGAUGUUUUUUUAAAGCUGGAAUUAUGGGAAGAUGUUAUUGUUUGUUACAAUAUACUGGAUUUGAAACAUAAAGCAGCAGAAAUAAUUUGUCAAGAAAUAUCUAAAAACCCAUCGGUUCAAUUAUGGUGUUUAUUAGGUGAUGCAACUCAGGAUUCUAGUCAUUAUGAAACAGCAUGGAAAUUGUCCAAGGAAAAAAGCAGUAGAGCUCAAAGACAUUGGGGAUUCUUUUACUUUGAAAAACAAAAUUACAAGGAAGCUAUACCACAUUUAAAAUUAUCAGUUGAAUUAAAUAAUAUUCAAGAAAGUGUUUGGAUAAGACUAGGAUUUGCUGCAUUACAAAUAGGAGAUUGGAAAUUAGCAGCAACAGCAUAUAAACGUUACUGUGCUCUAGAACAAACGACAUUUGAGGCAUGGAAUAAUUUGGCAAAAGCUUAUAUAAAAUUAGGUGAUAAAGCAAAAGCUUGGAAAUGUCUUCAAGAUGCUAUAAAAUGCAAUUAUGAUCAGUGGCAAGUUUGGGAUAAUUUAAUGGUUGUUAGCAUUGAUUUGGGAUAUUUUUCAGAAGUAAUUCAGUGUUAUCACCGUAUUUUGGAUUUAAAAAGUCGCCAUUUAGAUAUUCAAAUUCUUGAUAUACUUACUAAUGCUGUAUUAAAUAAUAUUAAUGAUUCAAAUGGAAAUUCUGCACAAAAAUUGCUUUCAAAAGUCCUAGAAUUAUUUGGAAGGAUUACUUCCUUUGUACCAAAUAAUCCUGAUGUUUGGCGUAUGUAUGGACAACUCACUAUUCUUAAAAAGACAGAUAUUGAUAAUGAUAAAGCAGUACAAUAUAUACAACAAGCAUAUCGUAUUGCUGUAUCAAAUCCAAAAUGGCUUCUACAAGAAAAUUCAGUUGAGAAAGUAUUACAAUUAUGUUGCAUAUUAGCAGAAAUCUAUUUACAAUAUUCAUUGAGUUGUGAACUUAAGAAAAAAAGAAUACUUUUAGCAAGUGCUAAGUUAUCUCUUCAAGGAGUUAUAAAAACAGUUAAAGAGCUAAAGUGGAAUAUUGAAAAAAUUACUAUAUCUUUAGGAAAAGUUGAAAAAUACCUAAAUGUUGUAAUAAGUGAAUUAGAGCAAAUAAAGCUGACCAAUUGA